UCUCUCUGUCUCUCUGUCUGUAUAAUCUGGAGAGUGAGCUGGGGGCGGGUCGGUCCAGUUUCCCAGCACCGAGAGAGAAGGAGGGAGAGAGGGAGAGAGGAGAUUCCAAGCCCAGAGCGCUGCCGGCUGCAAUUGACGGCGGGAGCGGAGGGAAAUUUACCUCCAGAGAGAGAGAGAGAGAAGAAGAAAGGAAGGAGAGCGGAUUGAAAGGGGAGGGAAAGGAAAAUCCUGCAGCGUGUUGGAGCUCGGAUCGCCGACCCUGAGCCGUGUCUCCUCGCCCCCCACCACCAUGUCCAAGCUGCCGCUGCUGCUGCUGUGGGCGCUGCUCGCCGGCCUGGGCGACAUUGUAUCGAUGUAUCGCACAUCCAGGCAAACCCAGGACCUUGCAACACUAACAGACAUGGAAGGGUCAGGGUCGGAUGAUGAAGAUGAAGGAUUGUACUCUGGUUCUGGAGGUUCAGGAUACUUUGAUUACGACACGGAGCUACGAUUUACCACUGGUCUGUCCCAGGCGGUUACAACCACACCGUCCGCGUCUGCCUUCAGCUCCAUCCAGCCCUUUGCCUUCACUUUCAGGAGCUCCACCCUGGCAGGUGGCAGUGGUGCACGGGCACCUCCACCCACCUCCGCCACCCUCACCACCCAGAGGGCAGUGACGUCCGCUCCCGCCCCCGCCACCAUGCCAGCCACCACCGCCACCACCGCCCCCGCCGCCACCACUACCACCACCGCCACCACCACCACCCGCCGGCCCACCACCCACCGGCCCACCAGGGUCAGCACCACAGCAGCCACCACCUCCACGGCCACCACCGCCGCCAUCGUGCCGGACACCCGCGGCGGCGGCGGCUACACCGUGGCCGUCGUGCCUCUCGCCACCACCGGCGUGGCGGCCACCACCAAGCAGAGCGCCGUCACCAGGCCGGGACCCGUGGCCCGGCCCGUCUCCACACCAGACCCACGGGCACAUCGGCCAACACUGGAGACGUUCACGGCGGGCACCAGCAAAACCAUCCUGUCCAUUCCUCUCAUCACAGAGAAAGCGAGCUCCGGUGAUCGGGCGGUCGGCGUGACCAUCAACAACGAGGUGGAGGCUCCCGCGGCUGGGUCGCCGAGCGGAGACUUUGAGCUGACGGAGGAAGGCGAGGUGGUGAACUCAGACGCGAACAACGAAGUGCUUGUUGCCGUCACACAAUCAAACGUCCGGGACACUGGGAAGAUCGGUCUGCCUGACGUUAUAGACAAUGCAAUAGACUCUGGCAGCUCUUCAUCAGCCGCUCAACUCCCCCAGAAGAACAUAUUGGAGAGGAAAGAGGUGUUAGUAGCGGUCAUCGUUGGGGGAGUGGUCGGAGCCCUGUUCGCUGCCUUCCUGGUCAUGCUGCUGAUCUACCGGAUGAAGAAAAAGGACGAAGGGAGCUACACGUUGGAAGAGCCAAAGCAGGCGAGCAUAGCUUACCAAAAACCUGACAAGCAGGAGGAGUUCUACGCGUAGACCCUUCCAGAGUUGCCUCGUAACUGUUCGGACUGUAAACAGAUCAUUCCCUUUUCAAGCAAAUUACGUAAAGGAAGGGGAACCGCGCCAGAUGUCUCCUGAUUGAGCAGAGUCCUGCAAGCGAGCGAGUAGCAGAGUCGUGUUUUAAUGCUGGUCUUUUUUUCCACUGGUGUUGUCCAAUUUACUGUCACUGUCCCAACCAAGACUUCCAAAGGGGGGGGGGGGGGCGGGUGGGGGGGAGGGGGGAAGGGGGGGGGGGGGGUCCGUACUAGAUAAACAAAAAGCACAGUAACUGCUUACGGAGAGCUGCAACACCACAAUAGAGUUACGGGCUGGGGCAGAACAUUGUGGCUGAGAGAUGCUGAAAGGUUUGCAUAUCAAAGGAAAAUAGGAUUUUUUAAGACGUGUUGCUCACCCAGACUGCUACAUACUUUUAUUUAAUGUCAGUAGUUGAAUUGUUUCCAAGGCUACUUCCCUCCAAAACCUCUUGUGAGCCACAACUUGCUACUGUGUUUAUCUUAUUCUCUAUUCUUCAAUGCAUAUAUUAAAGGAACACAUUCCUGUUUGACUGCCCAGUACAAAUAGACAAUCAAUAACUGAUGUCCAUGGAGUUGCUGAAAUUGUUUAAGAUGGUAAUGAAGAAGUAUUAAAGUCUGAUGAACGACUUGAAAGUGACAAAACAUAUCCUUAAGUUAAUGUUGCUACAUUUUUGAAUAAUAUAUGUUUGUGUCAAAUUGAAUAAAAAAUGGAUUUGUUUUAAAA
This is a messenger RNA of Amblyraja radiata (thorny skate), 2254 nucleotides long. RefSeq names its product syndecan 3 (gene sdc3). Gene Ontology annotation, biological process: cell migration. Bases 290 to 1492 code for a protein of 400 amino acids. Gene Ontology annotation, cellular component: cell surface; membrane. Lineage: Eukaryota; Metazoa; Chordata; Chondrichthyes; Rajiformes; Rajidae. The record is from RefSeq and is a predicted model, not a curated record. The transcript has 5 exons.